AUGGGAGAAUUUCAGGGGAUUUUGCCAAUUGAUGAGCAUGUAAUUUUCAUCGAUUUUGAUCGUGAUUUAGGCACGAAACCUGAUGCACGACUAAAACUAAUGAACUUAUAUAACGUAUUAAUUUAUGGGGAAGAAAAUAUUACCAAGUGCAUCAAAAAAACUAUUUCUUCAACCAUAAGUUCCAAAAUCCAACUCCUUUAUUCCGGUACUGGGAAAAAAAUAAAAGGAGUUGGAAAACUUAAUUUCAGUGAAAUAAACAUUUUUAAGUGUUUAAGAGAUGCCACGCAAGAAAAGUUUGGCGAUUCAGACCAAAUGAAAAAUUUUAUCACUAGAACAAGCGUUUUUCUUGCAAACGCUGGUGAUCGGGAUGGAAGGCGGAAAAUAAGAGCUGCUAAGUCUGCAAAUCAACAUAGCAAUAAUGAACAAAUAAACUAA
This is a messenger RNA of Polistes dominula (European paper wasp), 435 nucleotides long. RefSeq lists its product as uncharacterized. NCBI's taxonomy places the organism in Eukaryota, Metazoa, Arthropoda, Insecta, Hymenoptera, Vespidae. The record is from RefSeq and is a predicted model, not a curated record.